This is a messenger RNA of Fonsecaea multimorphosa CBS 102226, 1524 nucleotides long. RefSeq lists its product as uncharacterized. The record is from RefSeq and is a predicted model, not a curated record. Gene Ontology annotation, molecular function: GDP-Man:Man(1)GlcNAc(2)-PP-Dol alpha-1,3-mannosyltransferase activity; alpha-1,3-mannosyltransferase activity. NCBI's taxonomy places the organism in Eukaryota, Fungi, Ascomycota, Eurotiomycetes, Chaetothyriales, Herpotrichiellaceae. Bases 1 to 1524 code for a protein of 507 amino acids. The transcript is spliced from 2 exons.
AUGGCUUCCUCAGAGAAGGCGGCUGUGCCUGUACUGUCGCCCUCGAAGCGAAUUGUCUUCUUCCAUCCGGACUUGGGGAUUGGGGGUGCUGAGAGGCUGAUUGUUGAUGCCGCGGUCGGUCUUCAAGAGCAGGGAAACAAAGUCACAAUCUUCACUUCGCAUUGCGACCCUAGUCACUGCUUUGAAGAGGCACGAGAUGGCACCCUCGACGUCAGAGUCCAUGGAAACACACUCUUCCCCCCCUCUUUCCUGAAUCGCUUCCACAUCCUGCUCGCAAUCCUCCGUCAAAUUCAUCUUGUUCUCUCCAUCGCAGUGUGGAGCAAUGAAUUGAGCACACUCCGACCCGAUGUCUUUGUGGUCGACCAGCUCUCCGCCUGCGUUCCGCUUCUGCGAUGGUUAUACCCUCACCGCCAGCGGACCCUGUUUUAUUGCCAUUUUCCAGACCAGUUACUCGCCGAUCGCAAAGCUGCUGGCCUGCUUGGACUUGCAAAAACAAUAUACAGGUUCCCUUUCGACUGGCUUGAAGGCUGGAGCAUGAGCGCCAGUGACAGGAUAGUUGUCAACUCCGAGUUUACAAAAUCCGUCGCCUCGAGAGUCUGGCCCUCCUUGGCCGGCUCAUUAGGUGUCAUAUAUCCCUGCGUCAAUGAUGGAGGAAAAGAGACCGAAGCCGAAGUAGACGACACGUCACUGUGGGACGGUCAAUACAAGAUUCUCCUCAGCAUAAAUCGAUUUGAGCGGAAAAAAGAUAUCAGCUUGGCCAUCCGAGCUUAUCAUAAACUGCCUCCUACGGCCCGUCAAGGUACCCGGCUGAUCAUAGCUGGGGGCUACGACCAGAGGGUCAAUGAGAAUGUGGAAUAUCACAGAGAGCUGGUGGACUUGGCCGAAAGGCUAGGUCUAUCUGCGGCAACUGCCAAAACAGUCCCAACAGCUUUAGGCAUUCCGAGCAGCAUACAAGUAUUGUUCUUGCUGUCCGUGCCAGGCUUCUUCAAGGAGACUCUCCUGAAAAAUGCUCGUUUGCUUUUGUACACCCCUUCGAACGAGCACUUUGGAAUUGUGCCGGUGGAAGCUAUGCAACACGGGCUCCCUGUUCUCGCUUCAAAUACCGGUGGACCCUUAGAGACCAUCGUCGAGGGCCAGACAGGUUGGUUACGUGACUCAUCCAAGGUGGAAGACUGGACUGCAAUCAUCAACAAAGUGUUGCAUGAACUCGGCACGGAUGACCUCGAACGCAUGGGUCGGAGUGGGCGAGAAAGGGUCCGGGAGCACUUUACUAGGAGUACAAUGGCAGGAAAACUCAGCAAGGAGAUGGCCCAGAUGCUGAAGAGCAAGAGGAGUACCUUUCUGGAGAGGAAAGACAUCGUCUUAGCCGUGUGGCUCACAGCAGCUUUUGCAGCAGCGUUGCUGGCCACAGUCAUCAAGGCCAAGUACGGUCGAGGGGAUAGCAGGGCAAGUGAAUUCGCUCGCGCCAGGAGAAUGAACCCCGAGGCCGGUCCGCGACUGCAACUUUUUGAUGGCAGACAAUAG